Molecule: messenger RNA, 3122 nt
Organism: Capsella rubella
Lineage: Eukaryota; Viridiplantae; Streptophyta; Magnoliopsida; Brassicales; Brassicaceae
Product: protein FAM135B
Exons: 15
Coding region: 495-2885 (796 amino acids)
Source: RefSeq, a predicted model, not a curated record
UCUCUCUCGUAUGAACAUUCGUCCUUAAUUACUCUACAACAAAAAUUUAAUCAAAUCCGAAUAAAGUUUUCAUUUUUAUAAAAGUUAUUUAAAAAGUUCCCCUCGAAUUGCUCGACAACAUUUUUAUUCUUGUACCAAUCACAAUUUGUAUCUUCCCCAGAUCCUCUUCUCCUCUGUUCUUUCCUUCCACAUUGUUAUCUUCACUGUUUGUCUCAUUGUUCCCUAUUCCCAAAAGCUGAGACCUAAACAAAUCUGGGUUCUUUUUUUUUGCGUAAACGCGUCAGAUCUUGAUCUAAGAGACCUUACAGGUGUUUGUUAAGUGUUAUGGUUCACCUAUACUGGAAGGGUUAAAGGAUCUUAUCAUGCAGAGAGGGAUAUGAGAUUGAUUGCUAAGAGUUGAUUAGUACUUUAGUUCAGGAUUAGUAUUUAUUGUCCUGAAGAGAAACAAAGUCAAAAGAUUUUACAAAGUGAUGUGAUUUUAUUUGGUUUUACAUAUGUUACGCCGUCUUAGAUGGUUAAUUGGAUUGAGUAAAAGAAGUAGGCAAGCAAAGACUCUUGAUGCUAAACCUUACAUAGCAAAGGUUAAGCCAGUACUGAUGGUUGACACGGUUCAAGAGAUUGCGAUUUAUAUCCAUAGGUUUCAUAACCUUGAUCUUUUCCAGCAAGGAUGGUAUCAAGUAAAAAUCACCAUGAGAUGGGAGGAUGGUGAUAACGUAACUCGUGGUAUUCCUUCACGAGUCGUUCAGUAUGAAGCUCCUGAUUCUGGUUCUAAUGACUCAUAUGGAGUGUGGAGGAUAGUUGAUAAUGAUAAUAGUUUCUUAACACAGCCCUUUCGUAUCAAAUACGCAAGGCAGGAUAUUCGUCUGUGUAUGAUGAUUUCAUUUACUCUGCCACUGGAAAGAUAUGAGGGGUCAGCUACAUCUGCUGCUAUAUUGAAGUUUGAGCUUAUGUAUGCUCCGUGUAUGGAUAAUACACCAGGGAAGCAUUUAGAUGCGUCUCCUGUUGCAGUUCAUGAGUUCCGUAUUCCUCCAAAAGCUCUUACAGGCUUGCAUUCAUACUGUCCAGUGCAUUUUGAUACACUUCAUGCGGUUCUUGUUGAUGUUAGUGUCCACAUUAGUGUAUUGAAAUCUGCUGCUUAUAAAAGACCUGCAAAUCUAUCAAGUGGCGUAAGUACCAGUAAAAAUGUCGGUGGCAGCACUGCUCAAUCUUUCAAGAAAGCACUUGGUCUGCUUGCUUCUGCUGACAAGAAAUUGGUGUCAUUUGUUAAAGCAUUACUUGGAGCUCGUGAAAUUUUACUCGAGGAAAUGCAAAGACUUAGCAAGGCAGUUGGUCAACCAAUAGACUUGUCUGACUUUGUUUCUAAUAUGAACAAUGUUCCGUUAUCUAACUCAACAGUUGAUGGUUCAGGACAAGGCAAGGAACAAAACAGUCUUGAGAAGUUGAAUAUCACAUUUGAUUUAGGCAGUGAUGAGUGGCUUCAUGAAUUACCAAAGGAUCAUCUAUCCCGUCUAUUCCACUUACUAGGCACCCAGCUGCAUUAUCUUUGGACCACGUUUCUAGGAUUUCACCGGGAUAAUCACACAAAAAUACUGGAAUAUCUUCGUGAUAUCUGGACUAAAGAUCGAAGAGCUGAAUGGUCAAUAUGGAUGGUGUAUUCUAAGGUUGAAAUGCCUCAUCAUUUUAUAAAUAGUGGAAUGACUGAUAUCUUAAACCAGAGUGCCCAUAAAAGAGCCUCAACCGUGUUGAAGUUGAAUGAACCUGCACAAGUUGCAGCUACCCGCGCUGAACUUCACCGUCGAAGUAUUGCACAGAUGCGGAUUAACAACCGUUCAAUACAAGACAUGCAUAUACUUGGAGAUCCUAUGCGGGUUCCAAUUGUUAUAAUUGAACGUGUAUUGAAUGCACCAAGGCGCACUUUAAGUGAUAAUUCGUAUUUGAGACAUGUGGAUCUGCUGGAUUCUAACUUACUUAACGGGCACAAUGACGAAGCGGAUAAAACAAAAGCUACUAACUCCCAGCAAAAUGCCCGUGAACUAAAAAUUGUUGUCUUUGUUCAUGGUUUUCAGGGGCAUCACUUGGACUUAAGGCUUGUUCGGAAUCAGUGGCUUCUGAUAGAUCCGAAGAUAGAGUUUCUUAUGUCCGAGGCAAAUGAGGAUAAAACACAUGGUGAUUUCAGGGAAAUGGGACAGAGGCUCGCGCAAGAAGUUGUUUCUUUCCUUAAGAGGAAAAAAGAUAGAUAUUCAAGACAGGGGCAUUUGAAAGGAAUCAAAUUGAGUUUUGUUGGUCAUUCCAUUGGUAAUGUCAUCAUUAGAACAGCAAUUGCCGAUAGUUUAAUGGAACCAUACAGGAAGUUUCUACACACGUACCUAUCACUUUCGGGACCGCACUUGGGUUAUCUGUACAGUACAAACUCCUUGUUUAAUUCCGGGCUUUGGCUCCUGAAAAAGUUAAAGAGUACACAAGUUAUUCACCAGCUUACACUCACCGAUGAUCCUGAUAUCCGGCAUACUUUCUUUUACAAACUAUGCAAGCAAAAGACGUUGGAAAACUUCAAAAAUAUAAUUCUCCUCUCGUCGCCUCAGGAUGGUUAUGUUCCAUAUCACUCGGCAAGAAUCGAAUCAUGCCAGCCAGCUUCUUUCGACAGCUCGAAAAGGGGAAUAGCCUUCUUGGAAAUGCUGAACAAUUGUUUGGACCAAAUACGUGGACCGGUCCCUGAGGCACCACAUCUGCAACGGGUGUUCAUGCGCUGCGACGUCAACUUUGAUACAACCGUGUAUGGCCGUAACCUGAACUCAUUCAUUGGACGUGCUGCUCACAUAGAGUUUUUGGAGUCUGAUAUCUUUGCAAGAUUCAUAAUGUGGUCAUUUCAGAAUCUGUUCCACUGAAGAAAUUUUGGGAUUUAAAGGGAGAUAUGAAACUGUUGUAUAUUAGCUAUAUAGAUAGUUUUGUCUAAAAUUGUUUCUGAAAGAAAAGUUAGUUGUUCUUAGAAACGAAGAUAUUAGAGAGUAGUGGCAUAUCUUAUUAAUUCAUUUAUCCAGGAUUAUAGUCACAUUAAAGCAUUUGGUUUCUUGUGUUAUGCAUCCAUUUCAUAGAAAAACACAAUCAUAGCUUUUCAAACUUGA